CUUGGCGCGAGAAGCUGAACGCUACCUGAAGCGCGGGUUCUUUUCCCUCACCGCCGUGUCGUUCAUCCUGGUUCCGAUAAUAAUCUGGCUCAUCAGCCGAAUACCAUCAUGGGCUCGGCCUCUGGAACACACUCACUUCACGGAGCACACUCGGAAAGUCGAUAGGCGGGCUGUAUUAAUGGUAAUCGCAGUAACACCGAGCUUUUUCUGUUUCCUACUUGCAGUCUGUGGUUAUUACAUCUUGAAAGGUCUUGGAAUUCUCUUCCGACGUCACAGGACGGAUGAUUUGUUGCAAUUCGUAAUAAAAUUGUUCGUUGUUGCUGCUCUUGUCGUAUACAAUUAUAGUUUAAUGGGCUUGGGAAUCGGAGGCAUUGGUAUCUCCUGGAAGAAGCAGAUGAAAAACAGUUGUCAAGGCUUCGACACCAGAGUAAACCUAGACAUUUACAUCAAAGGUGACGGCAACCCCCAUUUCCCCUCCCACAAGCUAUCCCUCUACACACCCGACCUCCCCAACCCACCACCCCACCAACUCGGCAUCGACGACUUCGAAUUCACCUCUCCCAUCGACUCCUCUAAGUCCCCCAGCGAGCCCUACCACACCUACCACCGCAUGACCGGCACCCUAUCCCCCUCCCAGCACCUCGCCAUCGACUUCGACCUACCCAACCACCUCUGGAGAAUCAUGAACCUAACCUACACCGACCCAUCACUCAACCCGACCACCUCCUUCCCCGGCACGGCCAGAACGCUCUUCAAAUCCGGAACCUGGUCUCCGACCAACGAAACAAAUCCCCAUGCCUUCAUCCCCGAGCUAUCUCUCCAGAUCCCGAAUCUGUACUACUACACGCGGCACUGCGCAUACCAGCCCUUUAUGAAAGUAUACACAACGACGAACUUAAACGCGACCCAGAUUACCGAGCAAGGGAACAGGACGUGGAGUCCGCUGAACGAGAAAGAGGUCGUGAUGCGGACGGCGGCGUUUGGAUACCUGCCUGAGAAGCUGGAAGUUUGUGCGAGGAGGAACGAGUAUGAGGUUAACGGGACGAAGAUGCACGGGUUGAGAGAAGAUGUUGUAGUCCCAUUGGGACUGCUGGCUGCGUUGAGGCUGCAGAUGCGUGCUGAUGGGAAAUUUGAGCGUGGGUGUGAAUAUGUCGGUGCUUGAGUUGUUGCUUUUUCACUUGAGAAUGUAUGUCAAGUUCAUAAACAUCCUGGCUAGUGUGUUCCGAGCACCGAAUUAGGUCGUAUACAUAAAUUGUUGCUUAGCGUCGAAUACAAACGGGUAGAAAAGAAGGACCCAAAUCUAGACUGUCUAUUAUUCGCCUGCAUGACAGCCAUAAUCAUCAUCAUCGAUAAACCCCCUGUUGCUGAAUAGAAGUCUAUCGUCGUUCACCAAAA
Messenger RNA from Mollisia scopiformis, 1395 nucleotides. RefSeq lists its product as uncharacterized. The transcript is spliced from 4 exons. The record is from RefSeq and is a predicted model, not a curated record. NCBI's taxonomy places the organism in Eukaryota, Fungi, Ascomycota, Leotiomycetes, Helotiales, Mollisiaceae. The coding region runs from base 179 to 1162 and encodes 327 amino acids.